Messenger RNA from Durusdinium trenchii, 2806 nucleotides. Lineage: Eukaryota; Dinophyceae; Suessiales; Symbiodiniaceae. The record is from the annotation of a GenBank genome assembly.
AGCCUCUUCGGCUCAAGCCCCCCCCCGAAUGGGGGUGGAAGAACUUGGCAGCUGGGAUGUCCGGAGGAGCAAUGGGUGUAAGCGAGGACAAGGUGAUGCAGCUGUUGGCGCAGGCCGGCCUGGCACAUCAACAACAGUUGCAGGCAUUGAAAGACGAGAGGGACACCGAGAAGGCAAUACUUUUGGCAGAACUUGAAGAUAUGCGGAGAGGUGGAGGUUCUGGAAGGGCUGCCAGCCCUUCAAAGCAGCUUCGGAAAAGUGGAACUACUAAAGGACAGCAAAAAAACGACAGAAGCCCGGUGCCAUCCGAGUUGGAAGAGGUCAAGACAUUGUCUCGGCAAGAUAGUCGGUCAUUGACAAGACAAGGAUCGCAACGCUUCAACAUGGCUUGGUCCUAUGAAAUUGACACGGAUCCGAUGCUUCACGAGGGGAGUCAUGACUCGCGGAUGAAGUCGGAUCGCAGCACACAGCCAGCAUCAGGCCGGAAUAUCUCGCUCUCGUUCCUGAAUUCACAAGAGCCCGAACCUCCAGGUGCACCGACAAGAAUGGACAACUUCAUGGAGGAGGCGGGCAGCCUGAGAGCUCCUGGUGUUGAAGAGCAGGAGCUUUCAGUUUCUCAUCACACAUACAAAUCCAGAAAUUCACAAUACGAUGGUUCUCAGCAGGGAGGCAAAAUGCGGAGCAGCAUUCGAACCAGCGUGCGUUCUGAGAGGCCAGCAGAACUUGACCUGCCAAAGGUUCCAGACCUUUGUGACGUUUGGGAAGCAGGUAGGACUACCAGCAAAGCUCGGGUGAACUUCGCUUCGAGAAAGCGUGCCCCUAUAAGGUCAGGAAUGCUUCAGACAGCUACUCCCAUGGAGCGCUUCUUUCAACAAGGACGAGGUCGCUUUAUCUCAUACAUGGUUCUGCAACCACAUUGUUCUCGACGGCUUGUCUAUGAGGUCUUUGGAUUACUUCUCAUUUGCUAUGACCUGAUUUGGCUACCAGUCGAGGCUUUUGAUCCCGAGAACACUACCUUCGCAGAGGCCAUGGCCUGGAUCACCAGCAUCUACUGGUUGCUGGAUAUCCCAGCCUCCUUCCUUGUGGGAUACGCCAUUCUUGAGGAAGGGACGGUGGAAAUGAGGAUCACGAAGAUAGCGCGCCGCUACUUGAGAACAUGGUUUUUCUUUGACCUCAUCAUAGUUGGAGUCGACUGGGGUCUCCAAAUAUGGACCUUGCUCCUUCUGACUCAACAAGACUCCGGCGCCGAAGCUGGUGUGGCAUUCUUCAGAAUGGCAAAAACCAUUCGGCUUCUGCGCUUUUUGAGAUUGCUAAGACUUCUGAAGGCGAGAGGCAGAAUUAAUGACCUCGUGGAGCAAAUUCAGUCAGAAGCUUCACUCAUCUUAAUUGGCAUUCUGAAGAUGCUAGUUUUCAUUGUCACAGUCAACCACUUGGUUGCUUGCGUUUGGUAUGCCAUCGGGAAUUAUGAUGCCUCGAGGCAAGACAGAUGGAUAGUAGAAUACAAGGUUGAGAUGAAGAACUUGUUGUACCGAUAUUCAACUGCGCUGCAUUGGUCGAUCACACAAUUCACUCCUGCAUCCAUGGAAGUGUUCCCACAGAAUGAGUACGAGCGGCUAUUCACUGUUUGCAUAAUCCUAUCUGGAAUGCUGAUUUUCUCGUCCUUUGUGUCAGCGAUAACAAAUGCGAUGAAUCAAUUGCGCAACCUCAACAGCUGGCGUCAUGAGCAGGAAUCAUUGCUGCGAAGAUACCUGCGAGAAAACCUGGUGACGCCAUCUCUGACGGCACGGAUUCACAACUGCUUGAACAAAGCCAUGAAACAGUCACGGAGAAGAGUGCACGAGGAUGAAAUCAACAUCCUCCAGCUCCUGCCUUUGAGUCUGAAGUUUGAGCUUUCCAACGAGAUCUAUGCGCCAGCUUUGGGGAAGCAUCCUUUCUUCACCUUUUGCUACAGCUGUCUACCUGCAGAGAGCAGGAAAAUUUACAGCCAUGCUGUCGCACAGAAGUCUCUCGUGAUCUCGCAGGAGCUCAUCACCACAGGAGAGGCAGGCAAACACAUGUACUUCCUCGUCUCGGGUACCCUGAUCUAUACUCGCGAUGAUGACGAGCAUCAAGCCAUUACGACUACCCAACCUUGGUUGGUUGAGCCAGCUCUAUGGCUAAAAUGGCAGCAUGUUGGCACUGCGAGUAGCAGUUCUCAGAGUGAGCUCGUCUGCCUCGACGCAUUGAAAGUGCAGGACAUCCUCAAAGAAGAAGUGACAGUCCGCACAUAUGCGAAGAAAUUUUGGCGGUAUUUUCGAGAAGCUCCUGAGAUGCUCUCUGACAUUUGGAUCGAUGAGGAACAUGUGUACUCAUGGGCUGCUAGUGCUAUGAGCAUGGCCGAAGAGAUCCUGGGGACCGUCAUCCAACCUGAGCCGUUGAGCCCGAACUUUACAAGGUUUCUCAAUGGAUUGCGCCGCAUGAGCAAUGGCAUGCUACACCGCUUCUCCAUAGUCAGCUAUGUGAGCCAAAACAGUGGCAACGGAACAGGUCCUGGAAAGCUUCCUCCUCAACUGCAGGAGCUGGUUGAACGCAUGCAGCUUGCCCGCCAGGAGCAGGAGGCAGAGAGCAGAAGCAGCUCAUCAGGACUUGACGACAGCGACAGCGAUCGCGAGGCGCCACGGACCAAUCGCCAUGGCUCCAUUUGCCAUGUGGUGCCAGCACAGCCGCAUUGAGCCAGGUCAGUAAGAACCAGGCUGAGGGUACUCCGUUCUGGAUUCGACGAGUGUCUUGCUGCUUUUUCGCCCUUUCGCACCCUGACAUUCCGUUG